AGGACGUCAUCAAGAUAGAAUAGUUUACUUUUUGCAGGUUUAUUUUGGCUUGAAGAGGUUCCAACUCAAAUACACUGCUACUCUGAGAAGCUUAUUAGAAUCAAACUAUUUCCUUAACUCCAUAGCCAAUAUUGACACACAAUAGGUAUUUCAUGCAAAUCUAUCUACAAGUGGUGCUGCCUAGUUUAUUAUUUCUGAGAUUUUUUCCGCGUUUUCCAGAUGUUAUCCAGCCCAAGUCUCUGGGCUAUAAAUUCUCAAGGCUGUUAUUCUUCGAUGGACUCUUUCUACCUUGAUUCAGAAUAGAUUGCUUUCCAUGGACUUCACCAUCACUACUAUGCUCUUCUUGAUCCUCUUCAGCUGCCUUGCCCAUGCAGAAGACAAGAACUAUAAUUCUAUCCUCACAGUGCCAAAUGGAGGACCAUGGGGCACUUGGGGGACGAUCCAAUUUUGUCCACGGGGAUAUGCUCAUGGCUUCUCACUGAAGGUAGAGCCAGUUCAAGGCCGUGGUGAUGACACAGCCCUCAACGGAAUCCGCCUGCACUGCACGGAUGGUUCAGUUAUUGAGUCUUCAGUUGGACCGUGGGGAUCCUGGACAGGGAUUCAGUAUUGCCCCCGUGGCAAUCUAGUCUCUUUCUCUCUGAGGGUGGAAAAACCUCAGGGCAAAGGUGACGAUACUGCAGCCAACAACAUCCAGUUCACCUGCCAAGAUGGUACUGGGCUGAUGGGCCAUGGACUUUCCUGGGGUAAUUUUGGUCCAUGGAGCAGUCGCUGCUACACUGGAUUCAUUAGUGGCAUUCAGACAAAGGUGGAGUCUCCCCAAGGCAAGGGCGAUGACACAGCACUCAAUGAUGUGAAGUUCUUUUGCAGUGGCUGAACCAAGUAUCUCUGCUGCUUUUCAGCAGUCGUGAAUGUUAACCACAAUUAAAUA
This is a messenger RNA of Podarcis raffonei (Aeolian wall lizard), 928 nucleotides long. RefSeq names its product vitelline membrane outer layer protein 1-like. The transcript has 3 exons. The record is from RefSeq and is a predicted model, not a curated record. Lineage: Eukaryota; Metazoa; Chordata; Lepidosauria; Squamata; Lacertidae. Bases 314 to 874 code for a protein of 186 amino acids.